Molecule: messenger RNA, 1246 nt
Organism: Rana temporaria (common frog)
Lineage: Eukaryota; Metazoa; Chordata; Amphibia; Anura; Ranidae
Gene: TWIST1
Product: twist family bHLH transcription factor 1
Exons: 2
Coding region: 193-693 (166 amino acids)
Biological process (GO): regulation of transcription by RNA polymerase II; developmental process
Molecular function (GO): protein dimerization activity; RNA polymerase II transcription regulatory region sequence-specific DNA binding; DNA-binding transcription factor activity, RNA polymerase II-specific
Source: RefSeq, a predicted model, not a curated record
AAGUUUUGCAGCAAGUCAGAAACACUUUCGUGUCUGGGGACAAAUAGUGCUGGUGGGAUCCUGCUGGAGAAGGAGCCCUUUCUCUUGUGGUGGGGUGCUGCAUUGGACCUCUAGUUGGUCGGGGCACCCCUCUUUUUUUUCCCUCCCCCUCCCUGCCAGGGCUCUGUCUUCUCUCCAUAGUGGUGAUAGAAGAUGAUGCAGGAAGAGUCCAGCUCUCCAGUCUCCCCCGUGGACAGCUUGAGCAACAGCGAGGAAGAACUUGACAGGCAGCAGAGCAAAAGGGGAUGCAGGAAGAAGAGAACCAAUAAGAAGAACCCCGACGAGCCCGAAAGUCCGACCUCAGUGAAGAGGAACAAGAAGGCCAGCAGCACCGGCAGCAGUCCCCAGUCCUUCGAGGAGCUACAGACCCAGAGAGUCAUGGCCAACGUCAGAGAGCGACAGAGGACCCAAUCCCUCAACGAAGCCUUCUCGGCCCUCCGAAAGAUCAUCCCCACCCUUCCCUCUGACAAACUCAGUAAAAUCCAAACCCUCAAACUGGCCUCCAGAUACAUUGACUUCCUGUGCCAGGUUUUACAGAGCGAUGAGCUGGACUCCAAAAUGGCAAGCUGCAGUUAUGUGGCCCAUGAGAGGCUAAGCUAUGCCUUCUCAGUGUGGAGGAUGGAGGGAGCCUGGUCUAUGUCUGCAUCUCACUAACACAUCUCAGGCGACAAGGACACUCACACAGAAGAGACUGCUUGCAAUGCUGGAGGAAAUGGACAGUCUAGAGAUUGAGAGAUUGAAGCUGGAUACCUAUAAAAGUCAAAUAAACAAUCAACAAGGAUUUUCAUCCGUUGGAAGAGGAGGCAGACACAGGGCGUAGGGAGCACUUAUAGAGCAGCAAGGAUCGGGGACAUGGGCCUGGGAGGAGCAGGGACCGGCCAGCACAAAUCCUGCAGGGUCACCACUACUUUUUACAUUCUGAAUUGAGUCUGAACAAUCGCUAUUUUUUUUUUUUUUUUUUGACGAAGAAUGUUGGAAUUUUUCCUUUGCUUUUUUUUUCAGAACCAUUCCAUUUUUUAUUAUUGUUUUUUUUUUUUUUUUUUCUUUUAUUGCAUGCAUUCCCACCAGUCGUGCCUUUGAAGCCACUUAAAGGAACUUUCCCCAUUCUCGGACGCUACUAAUGAAACACAAACUGUUUUUGUUUUAUAGGAGGAAAAAAAACAAAAACUAUUUUUGUUAUCGAAAACUUUGGUUCAGAAAAAAAAAA